Molecule: messenger RNA, 2240 nt
Organism: Antechinus flavipes (yellow-footed antechinus)
Lineage: Eukaryota; Metazoa; Chordata; Mammalia; Dasyuromorphia; Dasyuridae
Gene: CALHM3
Product: calcium homeostasis modulator 3
Exons: 3
Coding region: 1200-2240 (346 amino acids)
Molecular function (GO): monoatomic cation channel activity
Source: RefSeq, a predicted model, not a curated record
UUUGCCAUGGUGCCAGAAAUGCAGGAUAGGGAUUGCCAGUUUUGUCCCUCUCCCUGCUGACACCGAUUAACAUUUCUUAGAGAAGUUUAACUCUUGCAAAACAGUUGCCACAAAGAGUAGGACAAAAGGGACUCCAAACUGCAAUAGUUAUCAAACCUUUAAUCUCCUUGACAAGUUGAGAAACAUGAUAGCCAAAAAUAACAGUAAUUUAGAGUGGGAAAGAGUGACAAAAAAAUUAUAAGCAAAAUUGACAGAGAACACAUUGGAAAGCUGGAAGGGGAAUAGAAGAAACACAAAUUAAAACCUCUCUAAGCUUCCACCUUCCACCCUGUGGAUUGACAAAGAUGAUGAAAAAGGAAAAUUGAAAGUCACUGGAGGAGCUAGGGACAUCAGGCACACCACUGUGCUGUUGGUGGAAUUGAGAAGUGGUCCAACUAGAAUCAAUCUUUAUGUCUUAGAAAUGAGAAUUUUAGAGAAAGUUAUGACUAAGGUUUUGGAGUUUUUUCCCCCUAGUUACCUAUUUCCCUUCUAAUUUUAGUUACAUUGGUUUUGUUUGUGUUAAACCUUUUUAAUUUUAUGAAAUCAAAAUUGUUUACCUUAUCUUCUGGGAUUAUCUCUAUUCCCUGUUUGGUCAAGAACUCUCAUCAAUAAUUUCUUCUUUGCUCUUCUAAUUUGCUUAUGAUAUCAUAAUUUAGAUCUAAGUUAUGUAUCUAUUUGGAAUCAAUUUUGGUAUAUCAUGGUAGGAAGCAGCCUGAGUGUUAACCUACACUGAUUCUUCAAAAAACCAGCCCUCCCUCUUUCUCCUACCUACCUCACCCCUUCCCUGGGCCCCAGGGAGGGAUAGGUUCAGCAACCAGGUUAUUUGAAUAGACCUGGCUCUGGAGAGAGAGUGAAUCAUUAGGUCAUUCUUUAUCUCCAUUACCACCAGGAGAAAAGAAAAACUUCUUUACUGCAACUUCAGACCAAGGAAACACUUGGAGCCAAGUGUAAAUCAGAGGAAAAGGGAAGGAGGGGAACCAAAUCUGCCAGCCAGAGGGGGAGAGUCCUACUACAGACUCAAACCCCACCACUCCCCGGGGACAGACCCCCUACCCAAGAGCGUGCCCCUGGGAGCUUCAGGCUACUAGGUUGGAUAGAGCCCAAGAGAAGGCAGACCCUUCAUUCUCCGAGGGCCUGGAGACUAAGCAGCUCUUAGAACCAUGGAUAAAUUCCGAAUGAUCUUCCAGUACUUCCAGUCCAGCUCAGAAUCUGUCAUGAAUGGGAUCUGCCUUAUCCUGGCUGUGGCCACUGUGAAGAUCUACAGCUCCUUUGACUUCAACUGUCCCUGCCUGCCCCGGUACAAUGCCCUCUACGGCCUGGGUCUCUUGUUCACUCCACCCCUGGCCCUUUUCCUGUGUGGUCUCAUUGCCAACAGGCAGUCUGUAGUGCUGAUGGAGGAAUGGAGGAGACCCACAGGAAGAAGAAAAAAGGACCCAGGCAUUGUCAAGUACAUGUGUUCUUCUGUCCUGCAGCGGGCCCUGGCUGCCCCCGUGGUCUGGAUCCUCCUGGCCCUCCUGGAUGGGAAGUGCUUUAUCUGUGCCUUUAGCAGUUCGGUGGAUCCUAAGAAGUUUGCAGACUUGGCCAACAUGACAGCUAGUGACGUGCAGCUGUUCCUCACCAAGGUGCCCUGCAAAGAUGAUGUGUUGGUGAGAGACAAUCCUGCCCGCAAGGCUGUGUCCCGGUACCUGCGCUGUCUAUCACAGGCCGUCGGCUGGAGCAUCAUGCUGACGCUGAUCGUGGUGGCGCUGCUGGCGCGCUCGCUUCAGCCUUGCUUUGACCAGACCCUGCUGGUUCAGCGGCGCUACUGGAGUAACUACGUGGACCUGGAGCAGAAGCUGUUUGACGAGACGUGCUGCGAGCACGCCCGGGACUUUGCCCACAAGUGCGUCUUACACUUCUUCGACAGCAUGCGGAGCGAGAUGAAGGCCCGAGGGCUAGCCUCCCCCCGCCAGGGGGCGGUCAUCCCCGGGGAGAGCGGGUCAGAGGCCAAAGGCCUGGCCCGCGAGGAGGGGGAGAAGGAUCUCCUGUACGGCCUCGCCAACCGGAAGCAGGUCAACCAGCUGCUGGCCACGUGGUACAGGAGCAAGCCCGCCCUGGACAUCACGCGGGCCCUGCAGCCUCCCCCGGGGGAGGGAGGCGGCGGCCUCAGCCGCCGAGGGACCUCCUGUCCUCCAGCCGCCCCCCAGCACACAGAUGUGUAA